Molecule: messenger RNA, 2055 nt
Organism: Mobula hypostoma (lesser devil ray)
Lineage: Eukaryota; Metazoa; Chordata; Chondrichthyes; Myliobatiformes; Myliobatidae
Gene: col9a1b
Product: collagen, type IX, alpha 1b
Exons: 13
Coding region: 1-1017 (338 amino acids)
Biological process (GO): extracellular matrix organization
Molecular function (GO): extracellular matrix structural constituent conferring tensile strength
Source: RefSeq, a predicted model, not a curated record
AUGAGCAUCAAAAAGGGUAAUCAAGGUCCACCUGGUUUGGUUGGUGCAAUGGGAUCACCUGGUAAACCUGGUGAGCAGGGUCCUCGAGGUGACUCAGGAGAACCUGGCCUUAUCGGUCCUCCAGGUGGUAAAGGUGCAGCUGGUUCUAUUGGUCCACCUGGCCCACCAGGUCCACGAGGUGCCAUUGGUGAUAUUGGUUAUCCUGGUCUUCCAGGUCCUGCUGGUCUACGUGGUGCUAAAGGUAACAGGGGGUCUGUUGGCUUACCAGGACCUAAAGGUCAACAAGGUGCUCCUGGUGGAGACGGUAUUGAUGGUCAGAAGGGCAUGAUGGGUGACAGGGGACCACCAGGCCCCAAGGGCUCACAUGGUAAAGUUGGUCAGGCUGGGUCCCGUGGCAAAGAAGGUUUCCUUGGAUUGCCUGGUACAGAAGGUCCCCAGGGACCAAUUGGAGCACAAGGGUUACAAGGAGAUCGUGGACCUACGGGAUUACCUGGAAAACAGGGUCCUCCUGGUAAAGAGCCUACUGACCAGCACAUAAGAACUGUGUGUAUGAGAGUAAUGCAAGAACACUUGGCUCAUUUGGCCUCCAGCCUUAGGCGACCUGAAUCUGGAAUCAUGGGUAUGCCGGGACGUCCUGGACCACCUGGCCCCCCAGGUCCACCUGGAGACAGUGGCUUCCCUGGACAACCAGGAGCCCGUGGACUCACUGGCCUCAAAGGACCACCUGGCAUAAUUGGUUACAAAGGACAAAAAGGUGAACAAGGUGAUAGAGGUGAUAGGGGACUGCCAGGAAGAGGACCCAUGGGUUUGCCCGGGCCACAAGGUCUACCAGGGGAGCCUGGCAAGAAUAGCUUUGGUAGGGGUGGCCGUGAUGGUAUGAGAGGGCCACCUGGAAAGGCUGGACAGCCUGGUAUUCCUGGUCCACCUGGGCGUGCAGGACCUCCUGGCUACUGUGAGUCUUCUGCCUGCACACAAGCUUUGCGAGCACCACCACCAGAAAAUGUAAAAGGACCAUGAACUAUUAAAACUUAACUGUUAAAAUGUGGAGAAGGUUACAGAGAAAAAGAGGAGAACUGAAAACUACGUAAGUUUUAAUCUGGGAAAUGGACUUCAACGUUUCAUUUUAUAACACUGUUUUAUUUUGAAAAAUAAAUUGUACUUGAUAAUGUAAUUUGAACUGAUGGUGCUCCAUAAGUAACUAAACCACAAUUCUCCAUUGGAUGUACAUUAAAAUUAAAAGAUGACCAAAAGAAAUUGUACUUUUGAUAAUUUCCUGAUACUUCCCUUCCCUGGUGUGUUACGGAGUCCCCAUUACUUUCCUAUAAAUAACUUAAAAGAGAAGAUUGUGUUAAUUAUUACCUCAGAAAUAAUAUUUUCCAUUUCACCUUGUAAAAUUAAAAAAAUACUAAACUUGGAAAGCCAAUUGAUGAAGUUUUGCCAAUGUGUUUGUACUAUAUUGUAUACUAAACCUAUUAACAGGAAAUAAUAAAGAUUUCAUUUUGUACAGAAAUUGUCAGAGACCAUUCAUGUUAAAACAUGCCACAUGGAAUCGCUGUGUGCUGUAAAUCUCUGUACAUGUCUGAUUCUGGGAUUAUUCAAGGAGAAUCACUUUUUUUCUUCUUGGGUAACAUUAUUUAAUAGAUUGAGUGAUGGAUAUUUCAUCCCAGCCACUUUGCUCUAGUGUGCACAAAAUUCUUUGAUUCCAACUUGUACCUCUGUGCUUUUAGAAUCCUUGGUUAAAUUGGCAUUUUCAUGUUGUCAAAAAUUAUUUCAUUUAUGGAGACUAGAAAAUUAAUGCAUUUGGAAAAAAGUAUGUUAUUUAUUUUAUCACUCUAUAGUGAUAUUGUUUAUUAUUGUAGAAGAAUGUAAUAAAUGCAAAUUUUUUCAGAAAGUGCAUGUUUUUCUAUGAAUGGUCAAUUCAAUUAGCUAGCAGCCUAAUCAGUCAGUACAUCCAGACCAUUGUUGAGUUUUAUUUUCAGACUUUUUUUCUAGAUCAGAGAUUUGUAGUGUACAUGUCUUUCUGUUCUUUGCAAAAAAAGGAAAUUAUGAAUUAAA